AUGAGACGAGGAAAUGCCAGUGUCACGGCUACUUUCAAGGUUACUCUCUUGGCAUGUCAAAAUAAAGUGUAUGUCACGCCUAAAACCCCGUUAGGCGUGUCAUUAGCCGUUACCGGACUAAGAGCUCUGACUACGGUUCGGGCGCAGAAAGAAAGGAGUGAGCAGGAACUCCGAGUUCGGCUGCACGAUGUGGAGGAGCGUCUCAGGGAGCAGGAGUCCCAGCUAGCUCAGCUCCAGAAGGACCUGGAUGACCGAUGCGAGAUCAGCGCCGACCUGGAGCGGCAGUUGCUUGAGGCCCUGGAGCAGAAGAUCGAGGUCGAGGCCCAGAACGCAGCGCUCGAGGAGCAAAUCGCCCGGCUCAAUGCGGAGUCCUGGUCGGAGCGGCGUCGGCUGUCGGCUGAGGCGCGUGCCCGGAGCGCCCAGUGCUCUGCCCUGGAGGCCCUGGUGUCGCACCUGCGGCAGGCGGCCGACCAGCGCCGCCUGCUCGAGCGCCAGCACGCCCAGGCCCUCGAGGAGGUGCGCGCCGCCAGGCAGGCAGCCUCGGUCCACAAGGCCGACGCCGCCUGCCUGGACACCAUCCAGGGGCUCGAGUCCAAGGUGCGGGAGCUACAAAAGAAGUGCGAGCUUCAGAAUGUUCUGCACGAGGAGCUGGUGCUGGAGAUGGCCUCCCUGCGCCGCCAGCAGACCCAACAACGGAACAGGGGCGCCAGGGACGCCUGGAGGGCGGGCAGGUCCUUCUCGGCCGAGGUGACGUCGUCCAGCAACCAGACGUGUUCGCUGGAGCUGUCGGACCAGCUGAUGCUAGAUGCCGAGACGUCGCGGAGUUCGCACGGGCGGUGCGGGGCCAGGUCCGCGUCGCCGCCGCUCCUGCUGGAUGACACGGGUCUGGGCGACCACGUCGGGACGGGGCCCUCGCUUACCUGCUCGUCGGUUCUGACGGUUUAUUUCGAGUCCGAUCCGUCCAGCAUUUCAUUCCCCUCCGAGUCCGCUAAGAAGAGCACGGAGCUGUCGCUGAGCCGGACCACGACGGCGACCACGACCCGUGAGGUGGACCGCAUUCUGGCGAGGAUACAGCAGGACAACCGGGUCCUCGCCGAGCUUGAGAAGUCCAGGGCCACCAUCGGUUCCCCGGUGUCCGUGGCGAACCUGGAGCGGCUGCGGCAGAGCAUCGAGGCCGGAGACUCGCAGGGGCAGGUGGUCAGCCACGAGCCGCUCACGCCGUCCGUCGCCUCCAUGCUGCUCCAGUCGCAGCUCAAAUCGUCCUUUUCAUCUCCUGCCAUUGAUCAGCUGUCGAUGGAACCACACCGAACGAGGCAGCUCUACUCUCAGCUCAGGUCCAGGGCGUUACAAAGAUCGACCAUCACCAUGCAAGAACUGGACGGGCUGAUGGCCAAGUUGGAACAAGACAACCGCAUCUUAGCCGAGCUCGACAAGAAGAGGGCUUGUCUAGGUUCGUCGUGCACGGGCUACCACACCCGGAUGUGCUCAACGACGUCCCUCAGCACCACCCUGACGGGGUCCCACCACGGAGCACUGGCGCCCGUGGCCGCGUCCCGGUCCAGCCUCGGGGUCUCUGCCGGCGGGCGCGGCAGCCUCGGGGGCCUGACGCUGCCCACGCUGCCGGCCGUGUCCGAGCCCCCCAACGGGGUCCUGGGCGCUGUGUCCCCGGGACUGGCGCGCAUGCACCACGUGGCCACGCCCACCGUCAGGCAGGACUCCCACGGAAUGCUCAUGGCCCCCAUGUCGGCGCCCGGUAGCCAACAGCAUCAGCUUCAACAACAGCAGCAGCAGCAGCAUCACCAGCCCGGUUCAGAAGAGGACUCCCUGGGCGUGGAGUCCGUGGAGUUCGUGGACCUUCCGGGCCGGGGCCGCUGCCGCGUCUACGUGGCGCGCUACAGCUACGACCCGCUCAAGCAGUCGCCCAACGAGCACCCCGAGGCAGAGCUCUACCUGAACGCCGGCGACUACAUCCUCAUCUUCGGAGACAUGGACGAGGAUGGCUUCUUCAACGGUGAGCUCAUGGACGGCCGAAAGGGACUAGUGCCCUCGAACUUCGUCUUGAAGCUUACAGGCGAGGACCUGUUCGAGUUCCAGACGACCAUCCUGUACGGCAACCGCGACUCGGACGACAGCAGCGCCAGUUUCAGCUACGCCCCAGACCUGGACGCACUCGUAGGCGCCGACGAACAGCACCGGCUACCUCCUGAGGACCUGCACCGUAUGAACGAUUACAUCGAUCUGGAGGACAUUGAGGAAGUGGACGAAGACGCCCUCUCCGAGACAGAACGGGAAAACGACGGCAUGGGAUUGGUUGGCGGCGGCGGCGGCGGCAGCUUCCCGGUGCCUCCACCGCAGCGGCUGGUGAUGGAGCGGCAGCUGAUCAAGAGCGUGCUGAUCGGCUGGCUGCCACCGGACGUGGUGCUGGGCUCCCUGGAGGCCUACCACGUCUACGUGGACGGCGUGCUCAAGGCCACCGUCAGAGCGGGACACCGCACAAGGGCGCUCCUCGAGGGCGUCGACUCCGCGCAGCCGCACCGAAUCAGCGUGCGGUCAGUGCUGACGUCCGGCCAACAUUCCAGGGACGCGGCCUGCACCAUUGUCAUCGGCAAAAACGUUCCCCUGGCACCGAGCUGCGUGAAGGCGUCCAACGUGACGUCGACGGCGGCUGCCAUCAGCUGGCUGCCGAGCAACUCCAACUUCAGUCACGUGGUGGCGGUGAACAGCGUGGAGAUGAAGUGCCUCAAGCCGGGCUGCUUCCGGCACCUGGUCUCGGGGCUGGCGCCCAACACGUCGUACCGCGUCAGCGUCAGGGCCAAGCCCGGACGACUGCUUUUGUGCGGCUUCCCAGACGACUCCAAGGCCGAGACGCGCAGGGUCGCCGGCAUGCUCACGGCAUUCGUGGACUUCCGGACCCUUCCCAAAGGCAUCCCGGACCCCCCGAUGGACAUCCAGGUGGAGGCGGGGCCCCAGGAAGGCACCGUGCUGGUCACAUGGCUGCCGGUGACCAUCAACGCGGCCGGCACCUCCAACGGGGCGCCGGUCACCGGCUACGCCGUCUACGCCGCCGGGAGAAAGAUUACCGAGAUAGACAGCCCGACCGGGGACCACGCACUGCUGGAGGUGGGGCCUCUCCUGCCCUUGCACACCCGCAGCGUGACGGUGCGCACCAAGGCAGGGGACACCCUCUCGGCGGACUCGCUGCCCUGCCUGGUGCCCGAUGACCUCGUCCACGGCACCAGGACGCCAAAGUCUGUGGACCGUGUCGAAGAGAACCACUCGGAGCUGUCAGACAUCGUCGAAGAGCUUGAGGACGAGAUGCUCGAGAACGGAGAGCUGGGUCACCGUGGCAGCCGUGGCUCCCGCGGAGGCUCGGGGAUGAGUCCCCGGAAGCACCACCAUCACCACCACCACCAUCACCAGCAUACGGGGCAGCAGCCGCAACAGAUGCAGCACGGGCAGCCCGUGGCGAUGCACCAGCAGCCGCCGCAGGUGCAGGGGUCACAGAUGCACGGCAGCGGCCGCCGGGAGAAGCGGAACUCGGCCGGGCAGCUCAUCAUCGAGCCCGACGACGCCCUGAGCGACAAGGAGAUCUACCCGUACUACAGGGGGCCAAGCAUCCCCGCUGUUGGGAUGACCAAGGACAUGGAGGGAAGCUACGGCAUCGGGGAGAACUAUUCCGAGGAGGAGUUUUCGAAGUACGACAUGGGACCUCGAGGAGCUCCUCGCGGGACGCGCGGGCACGGCGCCGUCAGCACGGGAUCCGUUCGCUACCAUCAGCAACAGCACCACCAGCAGCAGCAGCCGCAACAUCAGCAGCAGCAACAACAACAGCAACAGCACCACCAUCACCAGCAGCCGCAGCAGCAUGGCGGCGCGCCGAUGUCCUACCAGGAGCGACCCCGGCCCACGUCGCCAACGCCGCCGACGAGGUCGCGGCACCUCUCCGACGUCGACGACCCGCGGGGUUCAUACUCGAGAUCGACGGAGAGCCGCUCCGGGCAACGCCAGCCACGGGUGCGUUGGUUCGUGGCCCUGUUCGACUACGACCCGCAGACCAUGUCUCCAAAUCCAGACACGGCGGACGAAGAACUGCCUUUCCAGGAAGGGGACCUUAUAAAGAUUUACGGAGGCAAAGAUCAAGACGGCUUCUACAAGGGCGAGGCCAACGGGCGCAUGGGCUUCGUGCCCUGCAACAUGGUGUCCGAGGUUCACAUGGACAGCGACGUGGCCGAAACCGGACCGCCAGCCAGGUCGAGACCACCGCCGCACAGGGGGGCCGACGGUGACGCUUGGGCCGCCGGUGGCGUGCUGCCCCCGCAGCCCAAGCGGAUGGUGGCCCUCUAUGACUACGACCCGGCGGAACUGAGUCCAAACCCCGAUCCUUUCUCCGAGCUUGCCUUCAGCACGGGUGACGUGAUCUACGUGUACGGCGACAUGGACGAAGACGGCUUCUUCUUCGGCGAGCUGCACGGGCUGCGGGGCCUGGUGCCGUCCAACUUCCUCACUGAAGCCCCACCGGACUACGCGGAGGGACAGCGCAGGACGCCCCACGGUGCCCCGAUGCAGGCCAAGGCCACUUUGGCUAACCGACCCAGACGCAGCUCCGCCCCCGUCACGAGCUCCGCGAACCCAUGCUGGCCCCGCGAGGCGGCGGGCCCGGCGCCCACCAGCAGCAGCAACACCAGCCGUCGCACCAGCAGGGCCAUCACCAGCAGCAGGGCAGCAUCCACGGCGGCAGGGGCCCCCACGGGGGACACCAGGGCGCCGGGGUUCCGCACCAGGGCGCGGCGCCCAACAGGCACGCUCCGGCCGACGACUCGCUCCAGUGGCAGCAGCAGCAUCCUGCACAGCACGCGCAGCAGCUCCAGCAGCACCAGCAGCAUCCCUACGCUCAGCAGCACCGAGGUAGCGGCGGAUCGGCCACCAUGGAGACCCACUACGAGCACCGGGGGGGACCGCACGACCAGCGGGGCUACGCGGGACGACCCGUCGUCGGCGCGUCCCAGCGCUGGUGAAGAGCACCCGGUGCCACAACCGCCGCCGGGCAAGAAGAAGGGCCGCUUCCGCAUCCUCAAUGCCCUCAAACGACUUUUCCGCAUCAAGGGCCGCAAGAAGAAGAAGAAGAAGCUACUGCUCCAGGGGGCGAGCUAGGGCACCAUCGUGCGACGUCUGCAACUGGACUUGCCGUCCGUCGCCGUACUCGAUAAGGUUCAUCUCCCCGUCUGGUGCAACGGGCAGGCCAGCAAGCCGAUGGCUGUCCUGGAGUGGUCGAGUCCAUGAACCAGCGUGUUUGGGUCUCGCAGCCAAGUUUCGAGGGACGAAGAACCAGCGUUGUUCGUCUUGAGCGAGUCCCUGAAGGAGGGAUAUCUGGUUCCUGGUUUGGUCUCUGCAGUGUCGUGGUGCAGCUUGCUCAUUUUACAGUGCUUUACGAAGGACGCCUUCGGGGCUGCCGAGGCUUUUGAGGGGAAUCGGUUGACCGUGCUUAGUUAGGUGGUCAGUUUAUGGCAGCUUUCAUCGCGUGCCAUAGCUUUAUGAUUUUUGUACCAAAAUGGAUGUUUUGGAGGUCGGAUCAAAACAUUUUUUCGACUAACGGAAUGUUAAACGUUGUCACAGGCGAUCGCUAAAACGUGUCUGACGACCACACUUACGCUGCAUUGGGAUCAUCUUAUGUAUUUAAUGAAGGACUCGACGUCCAGAGUCAGACUUUUUAAAUGAAAGACAUUUCACACUCACUGAACAAAAUCACCAAAGCGGAGAACUCAUCCAGACCGUACAUACUAUGUCAUGUCGGAACCCAGCGACGUUCAAACCUCGUUUCGUUGUGGUUUAAAUCAUACCUAAUGAACCGUUAGUUUCUUUACAGGCAUAUAAUAUAACAGGUGUGCGAGUCGUUUCUCUAAAUGUCCGUUCAUAUAACUACCAGAACAGUGCUCCAUACCACGAGCCCCUGCCAGGCCGACGUCAGAAAAUCUGAAAUCUAGUUCUUCUCUGACGCUAAAGCAGCCAUGGGCUGUUUCUUGGUUACGUAUAGGCGAGACCUGGCGUAUCGCACCGUCAGACUGGAGAGGCGAAGAAGUGUAUUCGGGAGCUCGAAGGAAAUCGCUCCACCUCGGAGCGACCCGCCAGCCAGCACAUAUCCCGGGAUCCGGCGCCAAGGAUCAUCCGACGAGCUCGCGUAACUCGCGCUCUUCAUGUGCCAACAGUGAGUCAGUUCACGAACCUGCCCGAGGACAACUCGCCGCCUACGCCGUAGUCUCUAUCUCCAACGCUGUGCGUGCGUGCGUGUGUCCGUGUGUGCAUCUUUGUGUGCGCACCACUCGCACGUGCACGGCUCUCGUCAGGUCAGAUUUGGACUUGGCAUCCGGCUGUUGUCGUGUUGUGUUGUCAGCUGUGCCGUCGCAGAGGUUCCUGAGUGUUAUAUUUCUCGGUUGACCCGCUAGUCACGCUUCACCUCCGAUGGCCGCAGACCCCUUGGCGUUCCCCGUCCCGGAAGGUCUUUGGAAGAAAGCUAAGGACGAUUUGCAAUUUCGUCUGUGGGAAUUGGCUUUUGUCGAGCUCCAAGCCGGGGCGUGAGAAACAACGCCACGUCGCCCACUUGUGAGACUGUCAGGAAGAUAUGAGAGACGAUCGUUGCAUUCUAUACUACAGUCAGUGAUGGGAUAAAAACCACAGGGAGGUUUUUCACUUGCCUGUCCUCCAGCACAAUCUUCCUACCUUCUAUAGCAUUUUGGCGUCUCAUUAGCUUCGAGCGUGCAUACACAUCUAAAGCACGACGGAAGGCAACAAGCGCGUGCUGGAGGCUGCGCGUCUAAAAGAUGCCCUGCACUUCCUUUCCUGCCGGUGGCUAUAGUGCCGCUGACAAAAGGCAGGUGACGUAGCAUAAUUGGCAUGAAAACGUUUAGCCUUUAUGUUUUAAGAGUACUGCUUUUUUCCCACGAUAAUGGACGAAGAAACCAGUCUCGAAACUCUUUGUGUGAUGCGUUACAUCGAAAAGGCUAAUAUGGCUAACAUCUUUCCCUCUCUUUCUAUCUAUCUCUCAUUCUUCUUGAGUAGGCACAAGACUCUUCUGGGACAAGGAACGUGAUUGGGACCCUAGUGAGCUCAGCGUUAUUUCGGCUGUUUUGAGCGAACGUGUGCAGCGUUGCAUGUUUCUGCACCGACUUUUCGACACCGCCACGAGUCCAAAGUUGCCACUCACCCUAUAGUGCCAUACGUGUCUUGUUUCGAGAGCGGACACAUUUUCCGAACGUUUUGCAACUCACGUGCUGUUCUUUUUUUUCUUUCCGUUUCUUCUCUUUGUGGAACUGGGACGUGUAAAUUUUUCUACUGCGUGCGCAGCCCGACUUUUUUUGUUUCGUUCAUGAUCUACCGCAUGUGAAUACGUGUCUCUCCAACACUAUCUCCAUCAACCACGCUUCCAAAACCCUUCGCUUUUGUACAAAUUGACCGUGUGACGCCUUACGUCUCGUGCGUUCCUCUACCCAUACCGAAAGAAGGGACGGCCGUACUCUGUCGUUCUUCCACGCUCCAUACCCCAUUCCGCAGCUAUCGCGUAACAUUGCCGAUACUAAGAAACUGUAAUGAACAGUUCCAACUGAACGACAUUUUCUACUUCUUUGCCAUCGCAGUGGUUCAGACGUACUUGGAUACAGCGGGGCAUAAUCUUGUGCAGAAUGCAAACCGGAAGGAGUUGCCUGCAGCAGCACUGGUUUUAUUGGACGCAGUAAUGUGUACUGAGUUGAAUCCACGCGUCAGAUUUACCGAUGGGUCUUAUAUUCUGUAAGACUUUACGCCAUAAUCCGCGCAUCCCAGAUUCGUGCGCGUCGUUUGAAAUUUUAAACCCGUAUGGUGCCAGACAGUUUCGCUUCUUGUCGAUGCCAAGCAGAAGCAUAAGCACUGUUCCUCUCACUUAUAGAAUAGACAUGCUCCAUAAAAUCUGACCAGGCAACCUUGACGUAACGUCUUUGGGACUGGAAAAUAUUGGUUGUUCACCCACUGGUGGUUUUUCUGCGGUAUCAUACCUGCGGUUUGCCUAGGGUGAUGACUAAUCUCGGAUUCUACUGCACUAACUUGCGAUAUCUUUAUAUAUUAGAUAAGGCGUUCGAUUUAUUUUGUACAAUUGUAUUUCUGAUUCAUCUGUGGAUGUGAAAAACAAACGAUGUUCAAGUUUACUCUCCACAUUACGGACUACGGGAAUUGGUAGCGGAGAACUUGAAACCUUUGUUGAAACAGGUUAUUUUGAUCAAGGACGCAGUUGUGGAAAAUGUAGAAAAGAAAUCAAAUGUAAUCCUGAAAAGGCUGUCAUUAAAUUACUAACUAUCGCUGAUCAGACUUUGAUACAUCUUGCUGUAUCUGCUGCGGGUUUAAAUUCGCUGUACCGAUUUCAAUCAAAUAUGGACCUCUUUUUUUUCUAUUCAUGAUUCGCAUGCACUUUUGAAAUUUUAAAUUCAAAUAUUUUGUGCCGGUAACACUCUUAACUUGAUUGCAAAUCCGCAACCUGCAAUGCCGCACUUCUGUCUCUUGGACCUUUUCAGGCUUCAUUGGAGAGUUCACUGUCAAACACACAUACACACAAAAAGAAUCUCGACAUCUAGUCAACUUGUAAAAAGUCUCGAUGAUCUUACGAAACUGCUAGUUGAAGUGGUCGCGUGGCACAUGUCUCAUGACGAUUUUCUUAUUCUUCUUCUGGAAUGAGGCUUCCGAGGGUUCCAAUGUUUCUGAUAAACUGAUCUGGGCAAAAUUUAUUCAAGCUGGCGUUUCUAGUUCUUUUUUUUUUUUUACUUGAUUUGGGUGUCUUAUGUUUAUGCGAAAUUCAUGCCGCAUUGAGUAUGGUUAUGCACACAUUGAGAACACAAAUAUAAAGAGCAAAUCGCAGGUUUGAUAUGUCGCAAUUGCAUUCGGAAGUUUAAUGAGUCACUGCGGCUUGAAGCCACGAGUGAAUUUAUCGCGCUAGAUAUGUCCGCUGCUUCUUUUUGGACUAGAAGUGUUUCGCGCAUGUGUAAAUGAUUUCCACUCGUUCCCCUAGACGCUGUCUUGGGCGUUAUAGAGGUGGAUGAAGAGUUGCGGCUUGGUUCUCUCGUUUUGUUUUAGCUCGUUUCUGGAUUCUUGCUUUCGAAACCGGAAAUUGAUGCGCCCAUAGGUGACAUGAGGGAGGAAUGGAAAGCGGAGCAGCGUCUCAGCAGGACACUACCUCGAUAUCUCGACACACGUCACUCCUUUCCGAGUCAGGAAGGGAAAUGGAUGUCUGCAUUCACAUUUUUGUUGAUCUGAUUAAUUCAUUUUUUUCACAUUGGAUGAAUGAAUACCAUGGAUAGGUCUAUAAUGCAGUCGUUUUCUCCAAAGUGGGAAAGAAAUGAUUCCACAUAAAAUUUUUGAGGUGCCUUUGGCUAUAACAUUGCGAUUGUGCGCGAGUGAAUUUUGCAUAUGUUUGUGAAGCAACAAUUCGAAUCCAGAAUGGUGCACGGCGUGUCGUUUUUCUAAGGCAUAUUUAGAUAGGCCUCGUAUAGAAAAAGAAAAACAAACUUCGCGAGUACCCCUUCACACAGGAUACUCGGCGCUUGUUCCAACAGUACACGCUUGCGAAGCCACGUAAAUUUAACAGUCUAAUCCCAGCUGUUGUGUUUUUUAAGUUUAAUGAGGUUUUAGCUUCAAGUAAGCGUUUUUCUUUUAAAAAUUGCCUAGACGUUGACUACCAUUCGCAGUUAUCACUUUUACAUAUGCCUGUUCGUUUACCGUAUACAGAGUGUCAGAGUGUGCAGCGAAGAGCUAUCCGCAGUAUUUUUGCGUCAAAACAUUUUGUGUGUGGUGUUUCGUGUUUUGAAUUGGCUUUUUCAGUCCACGAGGUUCCUCCGUAUACCGCUGCAACUGGCUCUCCAAUUGCUUUGCGGUAAAAUUGGCGAGGCAAAAUGUUUAGACCGAAGGUCGGGGGUACUUGAAAGAAAAUUUUACCAACUGGUUAGAUAUUUAAAGGAAAUUAAAGUUACUGCGUCUUUGUCCACAAACCAGGAGCGGUAAACAAGUUUUGGCAUAUUUGUUCUCAAAACAGUUUCAAAACAUGUCUCGAAGUGGCUGGCCGAGCUCCCUGUACCAUCAUCUCUCUAGAAAAUGCCACCUCCUAAAACACCCCGCCGACUUACGUUCAACGGCAGCAAAAGAGGCCAUUAUCUCAGUGCUGACAUCGAUCCCCAAAAACGAUGACAUUUUGUGUCCAAAGAAGCAUCUAAGCCGUGCCCAAUGACGACUCCCCUAUCAAGCCUGAGCUUUAAAGGAUUUCGACGCAAUCUACCGUGUAUGGCGUCCAACUCCUUACUAUCGAUCAGCAUUUUCUCAGGUUAAAUUUCAACCCUAUUGCGGUGCAAUUAUCUCUUCUUGUUCAGUAUCCCGUCGCAAUACGAACGCACAACUCCGCACAGUAUUUCCAUGAACGUAACCUGGAACAAUGCAAAGAGAUUCCAAGAUUUUAUUAUUUCCAAGAGAUUGUCUCAUACUAUGUAGUUCACCGCGCAUUAACUUGCGCCACAAACUAAUUUUCCGAUGCCAACUUAUACUCGUCAGUCCAGCGGGUCAGCAUACGGAGGUUGCGGAGAGUUAAAAGAAUAUGAAUCCUUCGUCUUCAAACUCGUGUCUUCGUGUAUCGAUUUGUCGUCGCUUCUCGGCGUUUACAAACUCGCCGCUUGCGCUCCGAAGUUUGAAAACUACAUGUGUUUUUUGCGAAGGUUGCAGUUGAAUAAGUGAUCUUUCGACUCUGUCCUUUCUCUCAUAUAUAGUCUCCGACUGCUUAAGAAGCUCAGGGCGUGGUGUGUCCCGCGCAUCUCAUUAUCGCUGUUCAGCCAAUGAGAGGGCGGCGUUAGCCGUUACGAAAGUCGAGGAACCAAUCACGAAGCUAGAGGGGUGAACACAAUAUACCACGCCGUUCGUUUCUCAAUCUGUCAGUGACCACAGAAGGAAUGUUGCAUCUGCCGCUGGUCCAACCUCUCAUAUAACGAUCGGCCCCGUGUUACAAUGACCUUUCAUUUCCUCUUGCGGUACGUCGCAUUACCUACACUACCUUGUCUCUACCACUAUUCACUGCAGCGAGAUGAUCGCUAUUCACUGUCACCGACAGUGCUGGUUUCUUGUUUUUGCACUAGCAGAAUCCGUGGGGCUAUGCUCUAGGAGAACGAUUUCGUGGGACGAUCCACGCGAGGGGCGAGCCUCGGGCCCUGCUCUGUGGGCGACAAGAGGUACCGCACGUAUAUCCACCACAUAUCCUUCUCACCACCUCCUUGGCUGGUUGGUGACCUUUCCUUCGUGACAUGGCAACCGUGCGACGCUUCGGCUCUCCUACGCGGUGGAUGUUCACGGCUCCGCAAAAAAGGCUGUCGCCAGAGGGCGCAGUCGUCCUUCUCAAUGUGCCUUUUUCAGUUGGGUCUCCCACCUCCCGGUUUCGUUGUCUAGGUGUCGUGACCUCGCAAUACGCGAUAUCUCUCUCUAUAUAAAUAAAUAAAUGAAUAACGAAGGUAAACGAGCGCAGUUUUGUAAAUAUGUCCAUACUUUCGAAUCGGUAUAUAAUAUAAAUAUGAUAUAGAUAUAUAUAGAUAUAUAUAUAUAAUCGCACGAGGCAUGUAACGUGCAAACGGCGACACUAAUGUGCAAGCAUUUUAUGUGCAAUAACUUUGUUGCCUUUCCCAACGUUCCCAAUCUCCCUCCCGCGCGCUCUCUCUCUCUUUCUCUCGCGCUCUUUCUUUUCUUGUUGGACACAUGCGGGAAAUUGAGGCAGCUGACAACACCGAAAUGUCACCGAGUUGAGGUAUUUCUGUUUCUUCCCGCUGGAACCCUUCCAGUCUGACCGUUGACCGACUCAAGGCGAAAAGUGUGGUGUCGCUCUGCGCUUUUGUCUUCUGUUCUUUUUCGCGGAACCUUGUUCUAUCUGUGAUGGUGUUCCUCGAUCUCCGCUCUUUGUUGUUCCCUUUUUUUUAUUUCCUAAGAAUUGAAUCGAUUAACUGCCGUUCGCGUCUCAAGGUUGUGUGCGAACCCGUGUGUUCCGCCUACAUUCAAUGUGUCUCAACUUUAAACUGUGUCGCACAUUCCGCAAUAAAAAAAAAUGAAAACAUUGUUUGGAGAAA
Messenger RNA from Ixodes scapularis (black-legged tick), 12104 nucleotides. RefSeq names its product peripheral-type benzodiazepine receptor-associated protein 1. Gene Ontology annotation, biological process: neuromuscular synaptic transmission. Lineage: Eukaryota; Metazoa; Arthropoda; Arachnida; Ixodida; Ixodidae. The coding region runs from base 1 to 5151 and encodes 1716 amino acids. The record is from RefSeq and is a predicted model, not a curated record. The transcript is spliced from 30 exons. Gene Ontology annotation, molecular function: protein binding.